CUUAUAAGAGGAGGCAAAUGUUUCGUAAACACUGCAGGCGUAAACACUGUAUGUGUUUGUAGAGGAGGGGAGGGAAGAGAUGAACGUACUAAAAUACCCUCGAGAGAAACGAUCAAGUGUUUGGAGAGGCAGGUAUAACUAGGUGACGUCUCACGAGAAGAAUGUUGUUGACACAGUUAUCUGCGUGCAUCCCAACGAAUUUAUGGCAGACUUAGAAUAAACAAGAUACACUUAAAGUUAUGAACAAAACGUACUUACAUUCAUAUAAUAUACAUCGCGGGGCUAUGUACUGUGGGCUCAGUAAAAAUUGCACAUGGCGGCUUAAAUUGAGGAAAAUUGUAAUAUUUUACAUCUUUGGGUUACAAAUCAUCCCACUACCUUAGAAAUGCCUCUCUCCGAGAUGAUUGCUUCUUUAGGAAGCAAUCAGUACUUUUCAGCCGGAUUUGGACUAGUUGGCGUGGGUGCAGGGCUUGCAGUGUUACGAAAGGGAGGUCAGUUUGCUUUCACUGCCUUCCGACGAUACGCGAUCAUUACUCUUGAAGUUCCAAGCAAAGACAAGAGUUACCACUGGGUUCUACAGUGGAUCGCCGCUCAGGGUCAAAGAGCCCAGCAUCUCAGUGUAGAGACAACUUUUCAACAACACGAAACAGGGAAAAUAAACACGCGAUUCGACUUCUCGCCUUGUCCUGGGGUUCAUUUCUUCAAGUACAAAAACAGCUUCGUUCGUGUAGAGCGAUCAAGAGAGAAGAUGGUCGAUCUAACCACGGGGGCGCCAUGGGAGACUGUAACACUCACAUCUCUUGCAACAAACAAACAGUUGUUUUUCGAUAUCUUGAGCGAGGCAAGGCAAAUGGCACUUGAAAAACAAGAAGGAAAAACUGUUAUGUACACAGCGAUGGGUGCCGACUGGAGACAGUUUGGUUUUCCAAGGAGAAAGAGACCGCUGGAUUCUGUGAUUCUGGAUGAUGGUGUCUCUCAGAAAAUUUUGGCUGAUGUUAAAGAAUUCAUUGCAUCUGCCAAGUGGUACAUAGACAGAGGUAUUCCAUACCGAAGAGGAUAUUUGUUGUAUGGGCCUCCUGGAUGUGGGAAAAGCAGCUUUAUACAAGCACUAGCAGGAGCUCUGGACUACAGCAUAUGUGUCAUGAACUUAAGUGAUCGCAGUCUGUCAGAUGACCGCCUAAACCAUUUAAUGAGUGUAGCACCCCAGCAAAGUAUUAUUCUGUUAGAGGAUAUUGAUGCUGCCUUUGUAAAGAGAACUGAUGAGAAGGAAGAAGGGAGAGCAAGUGGCUACAUAAACAGGGUGACUUUUAGUGGUCUUCUGAACACCUUGGAUGGCGUGGCAUCAUCUGAAGAACGCAUUGUUUUCAUGACUACUAAUCACCUGGACAGGCUUGAUCCAGCCCUCAUACGACCAGGCAGGGUGGAUGUCAAACAGGAGAUUGGCCUCGCUUCCAAAUCUCAGUUACAAAAGAUGUACACUCGCUUUUAUCCCGACCAGAUUCCUUCUUGCGCAGAGGAGUUCGCGGACAAAGUAUUUAGAUUGAAGCAGGGAAGAAGCAUCGCGCAGAUACAAGGACACUUUAUGCUAUUCAAAAACGACCCUCUAGGUGCCAUAGAAAAUAUCGAAAUUCUUAGAAACUAGUUCACGUUUCUGUGCUUGAUUAAAAUGAAUUACAUUA
This is a messenger RNA of Pocillopora damicornis (cauliflower coral), 1679 nucleotides long. Its product is annotated as mitochondrial chaperone BCS1. The record is from RefSeq and is a predicted model, not a curated record. NCBI's taxonomy places the organism in Eukaryota, Metazoa, Cnidaria, Anthozoa, Scleractinia, Pocilloporidae. Gene Ontology annotation, molecular function: ATP binding; ATP hydrolysis activity.